Bombina bombina (fire-bellied toad) is the source of this 1474-nucleotide messenger RNA. RefSeq names its product phosphoribosylaminoimidazole carboxylase and phosphoribosylaminoimidazolesuccinocarboxamide synthase (gene PAICS). The coding region runs from base 131 to 1408 and encodes 425 amino acids. Gene Ontology annotation, molecular function: phosphoribosylaminoimidazolesuccinocarboxamide synthase activity. The transcript is spliced from 10 exons. Gene Ontology annotation, biological process: 'de novo' IMP biosynthetic process. Lineage: Eukaryota; Metazoa; Chordata; Amphibia; Anura; Bombinatoridae. The record is from RefSeq and is a predicted model, not a curated record.
GACGGGCCUGCUUUUUGGAACAUUUUCUAGAAUUUUUUGCUCACCGCUUUUUUCCCCCGCAGGAGUUAAAACCCACUACGGGUGUGUAUUCUUGUGCUCGGGCACUAAGGUUCACGGUUGCAGCACAAAGAUGGAGUCCUCCGCAGAGUUGAAGCUUGGCAAGAAGCUGAAUGAGGGCAAGACGAAAGAGGUGUAUGAGUUGCCAGAUCACCCUGGCUGUGUAUUGAUGCAGUCAAAGGACCAGAUCACAGCAGGAAAUGCAGCCAGGAAGGAUCACAUGGAGGGAAAAGCAUCCAUCUCUAAUAAGACCACAAGCUGUGUUUUCAAGCUCCUGCAGGAGGCUGGCAUCAAGACUGCUUUUGUCAGGAAGUGCAGUGAAACUGGUUUCAUUGCUACACAUUGUGAGAUGAUCCCUAUUGAAUGGGUGUGCAGGAGAAUUGCCACAGGCUCAUUCCUUAAAAGAAACCCUGGCGUCAAGGAGGGCUACAAGUUUUAUCCUCCCAAAGUAGAGAUUUUUUUUAAGGACGAUGCUAAUAAUGAUCCUCAGUGGUCUGAGGAGCAACUGAUUGCUGCAAAGCUCAACUGUGCAGGACUGGUGAUUGGCCAAGCAGAGGUAGAUAUAAUGAAUCACUCUACAGUGGCCAUCUUUGAGAUUCUAGAGAAGGCUUGGUUAACCCAGGACUGCACACUAGUAGAUAUGAAGAUUGAGUUUGGGGUUGAUGUGACCAAAAAGGAGAUUGUCCUUGCUGAUGUUAUCGACAAUGAUUCUUGGCGUCUUUGGCCAUCGGGAGAUAAGACUCAACAGAAGGAUAAACAAACUUAUCGGGACCUAAAAGAAAUAACACCUGAGGCAAUGCAAGUGGUGAAAAGGAACUUUGAAUGGGUUGCGGACAGAGUGGAGCUUCUGCUUACCUCUUCAAGUCAAGAAAGAGUCGUUGUCCUGAUGGGAUCCAUUUCUGAUCUUGUACAUUGUGAAAAAAUUAAAAAAUCCUGUGCAAUCUACGGCAUACCCUGUGAGCUGAGGGUAACAUCCGCGCACAAAGGCCCAGAUGAGACUCUGCGUAUCAAGUCAGAGUAUGAAGGUGAUGGCAUUCCUACUGUCUUCAUUGCAGUGGCUGGGCGAAGCAAUGGCUUAGGGCCUGUUAUGUCUGGAAACACUGCUUAUCCUGUUAUUAACUGCCCCCCUCUCACUGCAGAUUGGGGAGCACAAGAUGUCUGGUCUUCACUUAGAAUGCCCAGCGGUCUUGGCUGCUCUACUGUGCUAUCUCCAGAAGCAGCAGCUCAAUUUGCUGCUCAGAUUUUCGGCUUAAGCAACCAUUUGGUGUGGUCUAAACUGCGCUCCUGCACACUGAACACCUGGAUCUCUCUCAAACAAGCAGACACAAAGCUGAGAGAGUGCAGUGUAUAAUAUCUGGCAUGUGCUGCUGCUUGUCAAAUAUCCCAUUUCAAUAAAAGCAAUGUUUUUUUGUUUAAA